Molecule: messenger RNA, 2739 nt
Organism: Corythoichthys intestinalis (scribbled pipefish)
Lineage: Eukaryota; Metazoa; Chordata; Actinopteri; Syngnathiformes; Syngnathidae
Product: proteasome inhibitor PI31 subunit-like
Exons: 7
Coding region: 916-1734 (272 amino acids)
Biological process (GO): proteasome-mediated ubiquitin-dependent protein catabolic process
Molecular function (GO): proteasome binding; endopeptidase inhibitor activity
Source: RefSeq, a predicted model, not a curated record
CGUAUAUUUAUUCGUAUUAGCUUGCUUGUUUGUUAAAUUGAAGACACUGACAAUGAUCUAACAAGGUAGUCAAACCGGCUUUCAAAGCAGGACACUGGAGCACGAUUUCCGGUACAAUUAAGCCUCUAGAAGACCCUCUAAAUGGCCGCCAAGCUCACCUCUUUUCCAGGCAGUUAACGGGGACACCACCUCCACCCUCUCAGCGAUGAAAUGUGCUAAAGUGGAGCUAAAAAGAGCUGCGCGGAUAGACACAGCCACAAUCAGCAGGAGAGUCAACGGAGCCGCCAUCUUUCCGUGCCCACCUCUGCGCGUGGCAUGAUGGGAAAUUGAGUUUUCGGACGGGAUCAAGGCAACAUCACAAAUAAUUCUCAACAAAUACUUAGAAUAACGUUACGUCGGUUUGAAUGCUUUCUAAAGAAUUAACACACGUUUAAAAUUUUAAUGACACGUAAACCACUGCUUUUGCUGUUUGAGUGGAGGAUAAAAAGCGCGGGCUAACGUUUCUAGGGGGACACAUUAUUUGCUCGGAUCAAAACACGACCGAAGCCUAAAGUAGAGUUCUUCCGGUACCCUAUUUCGUGGACAAAAUAGAACUGGGACUUUAUUAAUUCGUUUUUAUUAGUUAAUAUUAAUCAGAGGAACUUGGUUUAGAGUAUAAAAAUCUCUAAAAUUAGCAUAAAACCUGAGGAGAACGAAGAAGAAAGAUUAUAAAAUGGCGACUGCUGACUGAGCAUAGUCAUUCUAUGUCAUAGAUAUUGCGUUUUAUAAUAACAUAUUCGUUAAAAUAACUUCUUUUUGAAAAAGUAACAAAGAGUGCUGUUCGUUCUUUUCGGUUUUACGUUAAAAAGACCAGGCGUAAAGUGCGCCCGCUUCUCACUUCAUUUUGGUUUCGCUUUUGGACGCUUUUUUUGUCCAAUGGCCGGUUUGGAGCUGUUGUAUUCGUGCUGCGGGGACUCCAUCUCAUGUCCGCAGGACGCCGUCGUGUCUUUUGUCCACUGGGAGGUCGUCAAAAGUGGAUACAAGUGCCUCGGUUCCGGCGAUGAGGCUGCGAGCAGCGACAAAAAAUCUGAACUUUUGCCGUCGGGCUGGAGCAGCAACAAGGUGGAGUACGCCCUGAGGUACGCCUCGGAGCUGGGCGACACACAGCUGCUGCUCAAAGCACUCUUGGUGGAUUCGGCGUUGGUCUUCAACCUCAUGAAUCGCAGCACGCAGCAAAGCUCGGACGUGAUCGUCAACCUCAACGAGCACGUGGACGCCGCGCAGCUGCGCACCUUCGACAGAGUGUUCAAGGAUGCUGGUGGCCUGGCGGCGGCAGUCCGGUCUCAGCUGCUGCCAUCGCGGGAUAAACUGACGCAAGCAGAGCAAAGCGAGCGCGCGCGCAGGCAGGACGAGUACCACCACCCGGACGACGACCCCAUGCGCAUCCCCGACAGGCACCCCAGACAUGCAGCCCAGCCGCACUGGCCCGACCCUAUGGGUCCGCCGUUCUCGGUGGGAGGCGCCGAUCUGGAUCCCUUGGGAUCGGUGACAGGCGGCGGUAUGAUCGUGGACCCCCUCCGUAUGGGCUACCCCCGCUCAGGUUUCGACCCGUCGAGCGGCAUACCAGACAUCCUGCCUCCUGGUGCCGUGCCGCCCGGCGCUCGUUUCGACCCGUUUGGACCGAUCGGACGACACCGGCCCGGGCCCGACCCGGACCAUCUGCCGCCGCCAGGCUUCGACGACAUGUUCAUGUAGCCGCUUCCUGUCUUCUAGCCAAUCACGGCACAGGAUACUCUUAUGAGGAAAAAAAUCUUACUUACAAAGUAACCUUUUGUUUUGAAGUGUAUUAGUAAACAAAAUGGAUGACGUGUGCUAUAAAUAGACAUUUUCUUUGACAACAACAACCAAGACCACACCUCUUUUUUUGUCUGCUGACUCCGCCCCCUUUUAAAUCACACAGUCAUAGCUACCUAAACUAAGCAAUAGCAAAUAUCAACUUCAACAUUUUGAUAUCAUUUUCAUCUAGAUUUUGUGUUUUAAUUAUUAUUUUCACACACAAAAACAACCCCAAAAUACAAGGGUCACGUUUCAGUGCCAUCGACGCCAAUUGACGUCCAAAUGGGUCGGACGUUGAUCGCCGUCAGUGGCAGCCAAUGAUGUGAGAUGAGAGGUAUUUAAGGCUUAUUAAACACAUAGAUACGUAGGGAGAGUAUACAUUUUUUGCGCUUAUUUUUGCAAAUAUUCUGCAUUUUCUUUGUUUUAUGUGUUCUCAACAUUUUGGUUCAAACUUUUCUUUUACAUUUGUUGGUACAUUUUCUCACCUUUCACUUCCAUAAACAUGCUGUUGACAAUACAAGCCACGCGUUCUUUCCCAUAUUUCAUUUAUUUUUUUUUUUUGUGCCAAAAUAUUUGUGCAGAUUACGAUUAUAUAAUAUUUUUUGGGGGAGGGUGGGGACAUUGGCCUCCAAAAUGCAGGUUGACUUUUAUCCAAAUCCUGCAUGUUUAUCUUUUUUUGCAACCAAUACUACUUUUUUGUCUGACUUUCCAUCCAAAUUCUGAUAUUAAUCAUUCACGUUAUUGUAUAAGUCUUUUGUCCAAAUUCCAUAUUUCUUAAAUUUUGGUCCAAAUUGCCACUUUUCAUUUUUUUGCAUCCCAAACAUUCACAUUUUCUUGACAUUGCUACCCCAGGUGGGCGCUCCAAUAUUAUUGCCAUACUUAAGUUUCACAUUUUCAAAAUAAAAUUCCUUUUUUGUCCCAAAA